Molecule: messenger RNA, 1410 nt
Organism: Hydra vulgaris (swiftwater hydra)
Lineage: Eukaryota; Metazoa; Cnidaria; Hydrozoa; Anthoathecata; Hydridae
Source: RefSeq, a predicted model, not a curated record
UAAAUUGAAUGGCAAAAUAUUUUUUUUUAUUCUACAACAUUUUAGUAUUGUUUUCUUGCAUCACGCACAGACAUAUCACGCACGGACAAAUAUUCAUCCGUGCGUGAUAAUUAUUUUUCUUUAGCUUAUAAGGCUCGAAUAGCAUAUUUGCUAAUUAAGUAGUUGGAGUAAAACUUAGUUAGAUAGAAAACAGUUGCUUAAAAGAAUUUAGAAUCAAAAUGAACAAAUUUAAGCAUUCAAAAUUCAGAAAAAAUUCAGAAAGAAACAUCCAGAAUAUCGGAUUGCUGAAACUAAUCGAAUGAAAAUAAAAGAGCUAACAUGAGCGAAAAAGAAAAAGAGGAAGUACGUCAAAAAGUUUGCGAAAGAAAGAAGCAAAAGUGAGAGGUGAAUCAAUCUACAUCUGAUAUUGAACAACCCUUUUUAUCUCCGCAGAGUUUUAAAAAGGCACCAAAAAAAAUUAAUUCAGCAUUACCUGCUGAUUCAAACAAAAGAAAAUACCUUUUAAAAGAAAUUUGUAAACGUGAAAACAUCCUACUUUCUAAUAUUUCAGAAUCAGGUCCUGACUACGCCGGUUUGGACGAUGUUAAUUUCAAAGUUCUUGAUUUUUAUUUGCGAGAAGAUAUUAGUAGAAUGGCUCCAGGACGUAAAGAUAUUGCUAUUGAUAAGAAAACAAAGGAGAAGAAACAAAUUCGUCACAUGCUGAUGACCAUAGGAGAAGUAUAUUCACUUUUUAAAAGUGAGCAUAUUAAUUUAAAAGUGGGCAAAUCUAAGUUUUACGAUCUGCGGCCAUUCUAUGUCAAGCUAGUAAACGAUCUUCCUCACGAUAUUUGCCUUUGCAUAUACCAUGAAAAUUUGAGGUUGUUAACAAAUGCCCUUCAAAAAAAAUUUAAUAUUAUGUUAGACAUAGUUGAAAGAUCUGUGUGUAAUCAAAACAACCAAUCUUGCAUGUUUAUGAAAUGUAAAGCAAACUGUGGGUUGCCAAAGUUUGAUGAAUAUGUAUCUAAUGUAAUAGACUCAUUUGGUGACGAUUCCAACAAACCGCUCUUUGUUUUUGACCAAUGGUCCUCAGAAAACGCGCAGAAAAUUGAACAACCACUAACAUCUUUGUUUGAGGGGUGUGUACUACUGCGUCAGCAAUUGCCAGAAUAUAUACGUCAUGUCUAUAUAAAGCGACAACAAAGUGCAUAUUUUCGUUUAUGUCGCCAAAAUGUAUCAGAAAAUGAAUUGAUUACACAAAUGGAUUUCAGUGAAAAUUACACCAUAAUGGAGCAAAGUGAAAUUCAAUCUGCUUACUGGGUUCAUCAGCAACUAACAGUAUUCACUGCAGCAGUUUGGAGUAAAAACUAUAGGGAAGAGUCGGGUAAUGGCGAACGCGGGGUAACUCCGAACAAGGUUGUUAAGGCAUGUUAG